Molecule: messenger RNA, 1229 nt
Organism: Brassica oleracea var. oleracea
Lineage: Eukaryota; Viridiplantae; Streptophyta; Magnoliopsida; Brassicales; Brassicaceae
Product: fasciclin-like arabinogalactan protein 14
Exons: 1
Coding region: 107-919 (270 amino acids)
Cellular component (GO): plasma membrane
Source: RefSeq, a predicted model, not a curated record
CUCUUCCUCGUGCCUAAUAAAAGAGACCAAAUCAAACUUGCAGGUCUCUACUCUAUAAAAAGCUCACACCAUACAGCAAACAACAACCAACCUCAUCAACAACAAAAUGUCUUCUUCUUAUUCUUCACUUACACUCUUCUUCUCCUUCGCUUCCACAUUCCUCUACACUUCAUCAAACUCAUUCAACAUCACAAACAUCUUAAACCAGAACAAUGAGUUCUCCACUUUCAACAACCUUCUCACCCAAACCAACCUCGCCUCCGCCAUCAACUCCCGUCAAACCAUAACCGUCCUCGCCCUUUCCAACGACGCAGUGUCCCACUUCUCCGACCAAUCAGCCGAAGACAACAAGAAAGUCCUCAGCCUCCUCAUCAUUUUAGAUUACUACGACAUCAAGAAACUCAGAAGCCUGAACAAAAAAUCAGUAAUACUCACCACUCUCUUCCAAGCAAGCGGCCAAGCCAAAGGCGAACAAGGGUUCGUAAACGCAACCGUUAUGAACAACGGUGACGUUAUGUUUGGAUCUGCGGUUCCUGGAUCUAUCCUUGACUCUAAGCUUAUAGACUCUGUUGCCACACACCCAUAUAACAUCUCGGUGCUUCAUAUUAGUAGCUACAUACGUUUCAUGAAUCCUGAUGGUUCAUUUGAUGUUGGUUCAUCAUCUAAACCACUUCCUCCACAACCUCCUAAUGAUGAUGAUUAUGAAUUUGACGAGCCACCAUCCCCACCUUCCUCUACUACUAAGCCCGUUGUUGCUGAUGCUACUGCCGCUACUGCUAAGCCACCUUCUGCUGCUACCGCUAAGCCACCUUCUGCUGCAAAAGCCAACUCAACAAGUGGAGUUUCAGCGAUUAAUGCUCCUAACUUUGCGUCUGCGUUCGUGGUCUCAUCAUUUUGGUUGUUCAUGACGGUCUGGUGAUGUGAUGGUUAAGACUUGACGGCGAUGAAUAACAGGAUGCAAGAAUCAAAAAUAUCAGAUCAGCUUUUUGAGAGCCAGAAAAAAAGAGGAGAUUGGAAGAAAAGUUUUUCACCAAAAACACAAAGAACAGUUCAAGCUUCACAAGUUCUAUGGAAUAAAGGCAACAAUAUCUCUAGAAGAAAUAAAGUGAUUGAUGAUUCAAUAAGGAUAGAGGAAGUUGUAAAACCCAAAAGUUAUUUAUUUGGAUGCUUGGCUAAGUUGUAAGAGAUUUCAAUUGGAAGCCAAUAAAGAAACACAAACUUGCACGGCU